This is a messenger RNA of Papaver somniferum (opium poppy), 501 nucleotides long. Its product is annotated as nucleolar transcription factor 1-A-like. Lineage: Eukaryota; Viridiplantae; Streptophyta; Magnoliopsida; Ranunculales; Papaveraceae. The transcript has a single exon. Bases 1 to 501 code for a protein of 166 amino acids. The record is from RefSeq and is a predicted model, not a curated record.
AUGAAGGCCAUGAAGGAAGCCGCAGAUCGGGGAGAAACUGAUGACACUCCAGAAGAGAUAUUUAACAAAGUUCGUAAUGCUGGAUGUUCGGGUAAACGUCGUCGCAAGGCUCAUCCAACUGACUACAGUUUAUACCAGAAAAAAGAAGAAGAAAUGGCCGAAUUGAAAGUAAGAAUGGCAUCCUUGGAACAGGAAAACAAAAGGCUUAAGAAAGAAACAGGUACGAACGCGACAAAGAAGUGGUUGAAUGAAUAUCUUGUUAAAAAUGGCAUGCCGUCUAUGGAAUUAUCAUCUGAAGAUGAAGCCGAAGAUGAUGAUGAUGAAGAUGCUGAUGUGCACGGGAGUCAAAUUCAUGAACAUAGAGAUGCCUUUGAAGGUAGUGAUAUGGAAGCUGAAGAGGAGGAUGUAGAGGCCUUUGCAGAUGGUCAAGAAGAAGGUGACGAGGAGAAUCCAGAUAGGGAACUCGAAGAGGAUGAUGAAGAAGAAUAUGUUGAGGUUUAG